AUGGCAACCGAGUACGGUGUAAUCGGCUUGGGUAUUAUCGGGUAUGGUAUGGCCAGCAACUUACGCAAGAAGUUGCCAUCCUCCCAUACCCUUUACGUGUUUGAUCUCAACCAAGACGUUAUUCAGCGCCUAAUUAACGAGUUCGGGCACUUUGGCAAGAUCGAAGUCACGUCCUCGGCGAAGGAGCUGGCCACGAAGGUCAGAACCGUGUUGUCGAGUCUACCAGCCGGGCCUCAAGUAAGAAAGGUUUAUCUAGACCCAGAUAAUGGUGUGAUUGCGGCCACCAAGGACUCGGGUCGGCUUUUGAUCGAAUGCAGUACUAUUGAGAUUGAAUCCACCCAGGAACUCGGAAAGACAAUCUUUAACGCCGGGUUGGGUACGUUUGUCGAUGCCACAGUCUCAGGUGGAAUGUGGGGUGCAAAUGCAGGAACCUUGUCCUUCAUGGUCGGUCACGCAGAGCCCACAGAAACCGAUUUGGUAGGCAAGCGUAUCUUUGAGACCCUGUCGCUUGUCGGGGAAGCCAGCACGAUCACUUUUUGUGGUGGACUUGGUAUGGGGCAGGUGGCCAAGAUUGCCCACAACUAUAUUACUCUAGCGAACAACCUUGUUGCUACUGAGGGUAUGGCCAUUGGCCUGAAGUAUGGAAUUGAUAAGAACGCCCUCUUUAAGUGCAUUAGGGAAGGUACUGCGAACUCGUGGGUGAUGGGUCUGGAGCAACCAGUCCCUGGCCUUGUGCCCGAUGCCCCAUCCAGCAACAACUACAGAAGGGCAUUUGCACCUGCGCUGAGUGUGAAGGAUCUCACAAUCGGCAUUGACGCUGCAAAGAAGGUGGGGAUCAGUCCAACUGCAGGCGAGGCCGCUAUCAAAGCCUUCCGAGUAGUCGAUGCCGACCCUCGCACACAUGAUCUUGAUCAUACCUCUCUCUGGCUUCAUGUUUAUGGCAACUUGGAUGAGUGGGCGAAGGAGCACCUGCAGAAGUAG
This is a messenger RNA of Aspergillus pseudotamarii, 981 nucleotides long. Its product is annotated as NAD(P)-dependent oxidoreductase. Gene Ontology annotation, molecular function: 3-hydroxyisobutyrate dehydrogenase activity; NAD binding; NADP binding. Gene Ontology annotation, biological process: L-valine catabolic process. The transcript is spliced from 3 exons. The record is from RefSeq and is a predicted model, not a curated record. Lineage: Eukaryota; Fungi; Ascomycota; Eurotiomycetes; Eurotiales; Aspergillaceae. Gene Ontology annotation, cellular component: mitochondrion. Bases 1 to 981 code for a protein of 326 amino acids.